Molecule: messenger RNA, 4051 nt
Organism: Porites evermanni
Lineage: Eukaryota; Metazoa; Cnidaria; Anthozoa; Scleractinia; Poritidae
Source: the annotation of a GenBank genome assembly
CUUGUAUUUAAUUAGUCUAUUAGUUGGAGCUUCGCUUUUAGGUUUACGUAAUGUAUAAGUAUACGUGUUGAUAAGAGUUCUGUGGUCAGUAUUCACCCAAUAACGGAGAAGUAUGUGCCCAUGAUAUCAUUAUUAACUUAUAUAUACAAAGCUACGCCACUUACCAGCGGGUGAACAAAAAUAAUUCCAGUCUAAAUUCAGUUUUAUCUCAUCCACAAGUUUCAACUCCGCCGAAAGCGACGCAAGUAAGGUGAAGACGUCUUCAAAAUAAUAAGGAGCACCAAGUAAGAUUUUACUGAAUAUUUUAGUAUUCUUAUCAGUGUUAAUGGAGCAUAUUCAAAUUGUUCUAUCCUUUAAUGCCUUUUGAAGAAGAAGCAGUCGUAAAAAUGGACCUUUAGUUCAUUUUAUUUUUGCGGUGUCUUUUACAAAUAUACGUAGCAGGAAAGUCGCUUAAGCUUCUAUUUCUUUUCACGACCGUCCUGGGAGAGAAGAGAGAAGCCUGUUUUCAGUAACAUAAUGGUUUACACAAAUAGGGCUACUUUUCGCGUGUAUUCGUUUUAACUGUUAAACCCUUGGUGAAAAUUCCUUGAUCCUCGGAUUCCGUGUGAGAGCCUGACAGCGAUUAAUUUUUAAUUUGACGGUUGAAAAAAUUUCGCCAAGGCAAAAGAUAUAAAGAUAAGGUCAACAACAUUUCAUGUUUCAUAAAAAGUAUUACUGUUAGAAGUCGAUCAUCGUUUGGACAGGCGUCAACAAGUAGAACUGUUUCGUCGGCUGUUUUACGUCGUCUUGCUCUUGAGACAUACAGAGACCCGCGAUAAUCUCGACCUCUGAUGACGGCAAAAUUGAAAUAUCAUGAGAAUUGAAUUUGUUCAGCAUAAAGAUCAAACUAAGCUCUUUCUUAAUUCUGAAGUUUUUAAAACCGAAAAACAAGAUCUUCCGUCUAUGACGUCUCAUCCUGUAAUUCGGGAAAUUAAAAAAAUAAUAAAACCGUUUAUCUUUUUGCCACAUUUUCCUGCAGAUGAAACUUUACUGAAUUGUUUUAUAAUACCGACGGAUACGAGCUUUUAAAAGUGAUAGAUUGGAUUAAAAUAAAAAUACAGUUGAUCACGGGAGUUCCGACAUUAAGGACAUUUGUGUUAUGUAAAUUCCGCUUAAUUGCUCUGUCAUAACGCACCUUUGCAGUUGCCUCAUCGCUAUAUUGGCUUAAUCAUUUCAGGCCACAUCGUGGAGGGUAAGAAAAUUAAGUUGAGGCAAGGCAAAAGAUGCUAAUUUCUACUAAAAUUGAAACUUAAAAGCAAUGACAUGAUAAGAUUGCUGUUGGCGGUUUGUUGCACUGAAGAUGGUUUUCAGGGUUUUAACAGUCACGACGUUGGUGAUUAGACCCAAGUUCAGUGUUCAAAAGGUUGUAAACGCUAUUCACCGGAAAAAUCGCAAUUGGUUUACCUACAGAACACCUAUAUCCAGUGGACACCUAGUGACUUAUCCGGUGGAUAUAGCGCUAUCCAGCUUUCGAACUAUUGGGGCCAGGUGAAUUGAUUAUGAGAAAUAAGUCAGAGCGAUUAGUAAAGAAAAUUGUAGGCUUUCCUUACGUAAAACCGAGGGAAAUCUCUUACGCUAAAUUGUCACAGCCGUGUGGGAAAACAAAGUAAGAUAAAGGUUAUUGACUCGGGAGAAUGAACACUAAGCGAUAGAGAUGACCAAUCUACGGAUUAACUAACGCACGAUAUUGGCCGAUAUUACACCACUUAAUAACUAUGUGGCGACGAAAUCACUCAAGAAUACCUCAAAUUCAAAGUAGACAGCGGAGUCAGAAAAUGCUUUUUAGAAAUCAAAGAACGAUAAUCAUGUGGUCAACAUGGAAAUUUAAAACCGUCCAGAGAGAGAGAGAAAAAAAAAAUAACUAAACAAUAUAGAGGACGCAUAUUUAAUGAAGAACAAUUAGAAGCUUUUCACGAAAAAGAAUAAAAUGCUUCGAUUUAAUACUAAGGAAAAAUUUCGCGACCAAUCAAUGUUUACUCCCUUAUACUGAAGGAGCUUCCGUAUAUGGUUAUAGAAUACAUUAAAUAGACGUUUACUCUUGCCGCUUGGAAUUCAAAGACUGUCGACGUCACCAAUGUGUUUCAGUUCCAGUCUGGUACUUUGGCUCACGUGUAUAUAUUGUGGUUCAAUUUUAUCCUUGGUUUAAACUUUAUUUCCCUUGUUUUAAACUCAUUUUCAUCCAUUACCAUACCCAAAAACAAAGGGAAAUAAAAUUUAAACCAAGGAUAAAAUUGAACCACACCAUAUACAAAACAAUUUUUGAGUCAUUAAUCGAGAAACAGAAAGACAGGUGCGACGAAAGAUCAUGGUAUACUGGAAAACAACGCCAAUUUGUCGAAUACAAGACACUGGAAAUGAGCUCCCCUAAAGAAAACAAUCUCCCUAAUUGGACGAAAACUGUGAUAUCCUUAAUCCCAAAGACAUCACACAGGACAUUUUCUGAGCCACAAUAGAAAAACAAAUUACACUAGUGAAAGACACAAGAAACAGACAUAUGACACUGCUGUAAAAUCAAACGACUUCGAGGCCCCAACCCAUGUUAGCGCGACGUUUCUUUCUGGCUUAAAUGUCUGACAAAUUUUGUGUUUCUAAAAUUUGAAUUUACGAGCCUGGUGAGUAUUUUUUCCUUGUAGUGGAUUUAGGAUCCUCCAUAAAUUCGCAAGUUAUCCAUUGCGGUAUUUCAUAUCUUUUAGGUGGUUUUGCGGAACACAUUUUCUGGGCUUCAUAGCGCCGUAAACUAAGGCUCUCAUAGUUGUGGUGAUAAUUUCAUCUUUUACAGCUAGCAUAGAUCAUCGGUUUUUUACUAAAAAGAAAAAAAGAAAUUCACUGAUUAACAUUCUUGUGCGGCGUUGUGGGCUGACAAAUUUUAGUGUUUAUUCUUUCUUUUUCUUCCUUUUUUUUAAUUGUUGGAGUUUCUCUUUCAGACUCUACGACCGCCUGUAAAAGAUGACAUUUGUAUACACUGUGUUUUUCAUCGAGUGGGAGGCUUGUAAGGACUUUUUACGAGACAUAAGAUUUCCGUCGCGAAGCCAAAUAGAAAUUCACGUAUUUCACCGCAAAGACGCAGAUCAAAACCAACUUCGCAACACUAUUCCCGACAAAAAGCUUUACGACGAUAGACGACCAAUUGUUAUAAAACACUCGUCCCUCACGACAUUCCAUAAGGCUGUCGAAGACAUACUCGUCUACUACGCAAGUUCAUACGACUUCUCCCGAUUCAAGAAACCCGAUGUGUACCUAGUUUCCGGAGAGGGUCGCCGUUACGAAGAGUUGGCGAAGAUUCUACGAAAGGACAAGAGGGUGUCGGCUUGGGUCAUCGACGGAAAAAGAACAACACUUCUGGACUGGCUUGAUGCCAACUAUGUCUGUAAAAUAUGUAAAUUUAUCUUUGAUACUGCUCACGAAGGAGUUCAACAUUAUGAGGAAUAUCACAUGAAGUGAAAAAAGACUGUAGCUGAGAGGAACGUUUGGAAUAAUAGUGAAAAUUACUCAUCAUUUGCCAGUUAUUUUCGCUGUCUUUUUGCAAGUAUUACAAUCAUUUUACAGUUGCGGAAGGCGCCUUUAGUAUAACAGAACUGCGGUCAAACCGGCCAGCAUUUGUUUGAGUGUCUCCAAAGUCGAUGGUUACAAAACAAUGUAGUCUUCACUAGUCUUUGAAAACAACUUCUUCCCAGAGGCCAAAACUGCAUUAAAGUAAGGACAGGUGUGUGUUGUAAAGGCUCUUAAAACUACCCCUAUUUAAUAUGAACUGAAAAUUGAAACCCUUAUAAAGGUUUAAAAGCGAAAAAUGGAAACCUGCAGCUUAAGGAAACCGAUAAGGCAAACUGGUUUACACGCGUCGGUUUUUUUCCUUUCUUUUCCUGGACAUUUACAGAGCACAGAAUUCUAGCGUAAACCUAGUUGAAUCGUUUUCUUAGUAUAAGAGUAAAGUAGCUUAGGUUUUUUUAUAGCGGCUUAAAUAGCUUAAAUAUGGAGUGCAUCCUAUCACACGGAAUUACUAUGCAUGCCUGAC